Cephus cinctus (wheat stem sawfly) is the source of this 5888-nucleotide messenger RNA. RefSeq names its product transmembrane protein 94. The record is from RefSeq and is a predicted model, not a curated record. The transcript has 26 exons. Lineage: Eukaryota; Metazoa; Arthropoda; Insecta; Hymenoptera; Cephidae. The coding region runs from base 186 to 4442 and encodes 1418 amino acids. Gene Ontology annotation, molecular function: nucleotide binding.
GCCACAGCUACUUGAUCAUUAGGCUCAUCUUCCAAAGAGGUCAAUUUUGGUCAGGUCAUGACGAUUCGGAGGAUAUUCGCAAAGUUAUUUGUAUUCCUGAUCGGUGCUGUCAUGUAUUAACGAUUCUGCUAAACGUAUUGACGAAGUUUCCAUAAAUCAAUGAGAGCGUCUUUGGUCAUUUAGCAAUGGAGGGUGACCAUUGCAAAAAUUAUAUUCCAAGAACAGAGGAAGAAGUUAAGACAAACACAAAGCAGGAUUUAGGGUUGACUACUGCAACUGCUUUGGAAAUUCUACAUAGAGAUAUUAAACGUGUGUUAGAUGAGUAUGAAGAAGAUUGCAAGAAGAAUAAGAAAUACAGGGCAUGGCUAAAGGAUGCAUUGCACCAUCGCAGUCAAUAUACAACGCUUUGCUGGACCUCGGCUAUUGCACUUUUGAUAAAUGCCAUUACACUUGUCAUAGCAUUUUUUACAGUUAAUGAGACAUGGUAUGCGUCACUACCAUAUGAAGGACUGAUAGUCUGUUGUUUAGUAGCAUUAAAUUUUACACUAGUCGUAUUGGACAACAAAUUGCGACAUAAAGAGAUUCCUCAAAGAGUUCGUGUUUUACUCAAACAAAUAGAAGUUGCCAAAUCAGUGUGUAAUUGGGAACCAGAAAAUUAUCCCCAUCUUUGCAGUCCACUCUCUCCGUGCCUCACUUUACAAUGGACGUAUCGCGACGGUCAUGUAGUCAAUUUACCUUGGGCCUUAUUGGUCGCAGGAGACAUAAUCGUAAUAAAACCUGGCCAACAAAUACCUGGAUAUUGUAUUCCAUACGACGAUCCCGAUGGGCCCGUUUUACAUGCCCGAGAAGUCUACAGUCCACCAGUUCAUACAGCUCAUGAAAUAUUCUCAUCCCCACAAGCCCGGACGCCACUUAAGAAUAAAAUCUAUAAGCUUCAGGAGACACCUUACUUGAUAAACCUAAGGAUGGCACUGGAUCAGGCCCUGGAUAGGCCCGUUACGUAUCACAAUCGCGAACGUCACCUCGUUAUGAUCUGCAGUAUCGAACAACUGGCCUAUCCGAUACUCCUCAUCGUGGUCCUAGUUGUGAACUUACUCCGAUACUUGUACCUAACUGAAUAUGUUGGUGUAGGUCACUGGACAGAAAUCUUCUUACUCCAACCAAUAGCUGUUACACUUCCACUAUUGCCAUUAAUUUUUCCUACUUGUUGGAUCGUUUUGAAUUGCUUUGGCAUGGCUCGAUUCAAGGCUCUGUUCAAGCUGUACCAGUCUUCAAAGAAGAUGCAGUUUUUAGAUCCUUUCGAAGAUGCAGAUAUCUCUGGACCCACUCAUCCUGAAGUGGUGUACAAUUGGUCGGAGCUUAAGGAAUAUUUUUUUGACAUCCUUUUCGGCAGGGAACGUAUGAUGUCGAGAUCUGCCAACAUUUUACACGUACUGGGAUCCGUUACCGCAUUGUGCUGUGUAGAUAAGAAAGGAAUACUUUCCUGGCCGAAUCCAACAGCUGAAAAAGUUUUCUUUUUGCGUAACGCAAGUGCUAUGUCGCGAGCUUCAAGCACUGUAAGUCUUGAAAAACAAUCUGACACUGCAACCCAAAAUGAGCAAGCGAAGCCAGAAUCUCAUAGAACUACCUAUGUGCAUCAUGACAUGUCUCAUUCAGUGGCGGAAGUGUUGGACUUGACGCACGAUCACGCUUUGCCAUUUAAAUUGCAAUUCGAUGAUCAUGCUUGGAGGCUACACUUGAACUCACUGAAACCAUUGGGACUUGCUAUUCUUCUGAACACUUGCAACAUGGAUACUCAAGAACACUACACUCAAUUUUGUUGCCACGUUACCUGUGAGGCGCUUUACAAUGAAAAUUUAGUACCAGUAACUAACAGGCGUGGCCAGGGCGAGUAUUUUGAAGAUAAUAAUGAUUAUGAGGCGAAAGAUACAAUGCAAACUUCUUCGAGACAGGUGUAUUUAACCGAUGAAUCAGGAACGUGCCUCGGACAGAUGCGGUGUCUUUGCGAGCUGGCAAAGCAGAUUGGAUUCCAGGAUCAGGCACAGGAGAUAUUUCAAUUGGAGCAACAACUGUCCACUUUCAGACACGUGCAACCGGAAAUGGUUAGGCGUGACAUUAAAUUCGCACGUUCUUUAAGUAUUGCUACAAAAUUAAAAUUUCCAUUUCCGCACAUGGUAGCUGUAGUUGUUAAGGAACGCAGUGGCGGAGGAUUACAAUUACUGACUCAGGGAACCGCGGAUAUUAUUCUCGAUUCCUGUAUAGAAUUUUGGGAUGGACACGACCUUUGUCCAUUUUCUGCUUCCGACAGAAAAAAGGUGCAGGAUUUUUAUCAACGGACCAGCUUGACAUCUUACUGCACUGCGUUUGCCUACAGACCACUCACUAGGAAUGUCAAUGGAAAAUUGUCACAUAUUUAUCUAGAGCUUCCGGCAGACAGCAAACAUCUUUAUACACCUCACAGAAGUCCAACUCCAUUGCCUUGGGAUUUUAGAAAUGUUCUGGAUCCUAGGGUUAAGGGAAUACUGGGCCAAUUUCAUUCAACUGAUUCUCUUUUGUGCAACGAGAAUAAAGACGAGGAAGUUAACGAUGUGGAAAGUUGCUUCGAAUUGCAAUGUAAUCAAGUAUUUAUUGGUAUGGUGACCAUGCAGUAUCAGGCACAGACUGAUAUGGUUCAAUUGAUCGAGCAGUUAGAAAGAGCUUGUAUUAGAUUCGUUCACUUUAGCAAAGAAAAUGAACUAAGAUCACGUGUCUUCUCGGAGAAGAUGGGACUGGAAAGUGGAUGGAAUUGUCAUAUUUCAUUACUUAGCGAAAGAGCUAGGUCAGAGAGUCCAGUGGGUUGCUGGGUGAGCCAGGCAGCAGCCAUGUCCUCACCCACGCCCUCAGCCCAAUCUCACCAGCAUAACCACUCCUGCAUGGAUGAGGCCAGCCACUUGCUUAACCAUGUUUCCCCCCGCACAAAUCUGGAUAACAGCAGAGCGAUGAGCAUGUCUGCACCAAGUGCCAUAAAUACAGAGUAUGCUACUGUCAAAUUUGAUGAUGAUGCUACCGAGUGGAAUAAUGCUGAACCAAUCCAGGCAAAAAGUGCUAUGGGUCACAGGGAGCAAGAUACUGUAAGAAGUGAAGAUAGUGUUCUGGUACAAAGCGUUGACCUUGGAUCUGGACAGGAAGCCUGGAGAUCUUUGAGCUGUCUUACUGACAGUACCGAACAGAGUGCACCAGUUAAUUUUGACAUGUCUAACAGAGCUAAAUUACCACGAGGUAUAGACAAGAUACGACCGCAUCUAGAAUUGAUAGAUAAUGUGCCAUUACUGGUGUCUCUGUUUACGGAUUGCAAUAAUGCAGUGACAAGGGAGAUGCUACAUAUUAUGCAAGACUAUGGAGAAGUUGUCUGCGUUCUGGGAUCCUCUGCAAAUGCAGAAAACAUGUCAAUUUUCAUGCAAGCUGAUGCUGCGGUAGCCGUAGAGCCGCUAUAUCCACAGGUCUGUCAACGUGUUCCUGUAUUAAUACCAACAAGAGAGGAUCAGGGUCCAUCACCGGUGGACUUGAGCAGAGUUUUAAAUUCUGUAGCCUGUUCCUUAAGCGUAAAACGCGAGGAUCCUAUUGCCAUAUUUCAUCUCAUCAUGGAGGCUCGUCAUUAUAUGAAGUGCGUAUGGAACUGCGUACAAUUCUGGCUAUGCUGCGUAGUCAGUUUAUCAUUUGCUCAGGCAUUGUCAGGAUUCCUGAUGCUUCCUCCGCUGUUUUCCGUCGGUCAAGUAAUGUGGCUGUCAUGCCUUAUUAUACCAUUGUUGUCUAUAUCGAUGGUGGCGACUCCAACGGAUCCCACAAUAAUGCAACGAGCUACAGGAAAAAAUCAGUGCAUCGUCAGCGGACAGGUUGCACUGUUCGUUCUAUGGUGCUAUGGUUGUAAAUUCUUGCCUACUAUCAUCUCUGUGGUAUUGUCACAGUGCAUUUCUUUAAUGACACUGUGUCCAAUAUAUUCGACCUCGGGGUCAAAGUGCCUGUACAUUUAUCCUAAUCCCGAGAGCGAUGUGUCCUGGGGUGGUUGGGGCGCCAAAGCUAACGUGAUCUUGACGGUGCAACAUUUUGCUCUGUCAAUAAUAGUCUUGCAUUUUGUAACGAUAUCAAUAAGUUUUGUGCAUCGAGAAUAUUCCUUAUGGAGAAAACCGCCAUUUAACAAUUGGAUUUGGUUUCUAAGUGCAUUUAUAGUGCUCUGCAUACAGGCUGCUUUCUCUGGAACAAUUUUCUGUCAAUUCUGGAGAGAGGAGGAUCAGAAGAUAAAGAGUUUUCCUCUUCAUUUGCCUUUAUUCUUUUUGCUCUCACUUCCACUGACCUUUGUGAUAAACGAACUAGUCAAGUGGCAGGAAAUCAAAGUAAACGUGAGGUACCAAAAAAGGGCGCGACUGGAAUUUGGUACGAAGCUCGGUAUGAAUUCGCCAUUCUAACGAUUUACCGUCUUUUAUUCUUUCAUUUGAGAAUGACGGGGGAAAAGCCUAGUUACUUAAAGUUUAACGCCAAAUAUUGCAAAUCGUUACGAUAACACACCUUUUGCAUAUGCGAGGUCCAACGUUCGUUUAUCGUAAUUUUCAUAAUACUCAAUCAUGUCAAAAUAAGUUUAGUUUACAAAUUUCAUACGCGCACGAGUGUUGUGGCGCUGGUAUUAAUUUGGUUUGUUUCUCUUGUCUAACAAUGAAAACCAUUAAUUCCCGCCGAAUGAAACUAACGCACAAAUUGAUGCGGUUCCUAGAUAUUCACUUAUGUCGCAUACGUGAAGAAUGUGCUGGGUUCCUACGAUUCUUUUUAUAAACGGAUUCAGUUGGUCACAUUAGUUUAUUAAAAAAAAAAAUAAUAAAACAACGAACCAUCACAGUUUAGAGUUAAUAUUGUACAGGUCCAGCCAUUUCUUUCCUUGUAUCAGGUAACAGAUAACGCGUAAGCCAACGUGGUUAAUGUUUAAACACGAAGAUGAUGUCGCAUAUUUGUUCACAUUUCUUGUCAAAAGUCAGUAUCGUAUUGUGAAUGAAUAAUGUAACUGAAAAUCGCGACACAAGUGUGAAAAAAAAAUACUAAGUCCGAGUUAGAAACGCUAAGAAAGUAUUCAUAUUUUUGUAUGACAUUAAGGAUGUGAAAUUUUAAUGUUUGAUAUAAUAAUACAACAGAGUGUGGUGCAUAUUAAUAAUGCAAGUGCCUCACUUUAACUUCACUUCCUUCUGUAAGAUUGAAACUUCUCAAAUCGAUUUGUACAUAGAUCAUUCAAUUCAAAAGCAACUUUUUCCCCUUUUUUUGCUGCAGGAUUGCCAAACACAAAUAUACAAUUUUGUUGUACGAAUGCUUGUACAUUUUUCAAAACUUGGUAUAUUAUUUUGAUUCGUAAGGUGCUCUAACCAAUUUCCUGCUUUUAUCACGAUAUAUGAUGAAUAUGUUAGAUUAUGUAAACUUUAAGAUACAUUGACAUAAUUCACCGCAUCUAGCCUGAACCCUAGCAUUGUGCAAUUGCGAUUCUAAUAUAAAUGUAAGGGAAGUAGUAUUUAAAAAUGGCAUAGGAUACAUUUGGAGUAUCCUUAUACGUUACACGUGUUCCUAGGUGAAGACUUAUUUUAUAGUUUUACUUUAAUGGUUUGCAUUUAUCUUGGACGCAACUAAUUUUAUUCUGUUGUCUUGACCAAUUGAUUAUCAAUUGGCUCACUGAAAUCCCUCAGUUGUAUUUGUACCAGUUAUAUUAGGAUAGAUUAAUUGUGCAUAAUUAUUGUACUGAGGUGAUUGUUGCGUCCAUAAAGCAGACCGUACUAUUAUUUAAAACUUGUUCUGAAAGUUAUGACCCAAGACAUCGCAUAACUAUGCAGUUUCAAAUGUUCCCGUGCAAAAUAAAAGCUACUGAUGCGCAAUGAAAA